Molecule: messenger RNA, 1677 nt
Organism: Dioscorea cayenensis subsp. rotundata (Guinea yam)
Lineage: Eukaryota; Viridiplantae; Streptophyta; Magnoliopsida; Dioscoreales; Dioscoreaceae
Product: serine carboxypeptidase-like 45
Exons: 10
Coding region: 134-1513 (459 amino acids)
Biological process (GO): proteolysis
Cellular component (GO): vacuole
Molecular function (GO): serine-type carboxypeptidase activity
Source: RefSeq, a predicted model, not a curated record
CAUUAGCAUUGUCCACUUAUUUUAAGUAGUUAAAACAGUAAAAAGAUUCAAAUCUCUUUUCCUAUUUCUAUCACCACCAUCACCACCACCACCAUCCACUUCCCACUCUCUGUCUCACAUACUAACUACAACUAUGCAUAAUCUACAACCAUGGAAGAAGACCAUGGCAAUGGCAAUUGCAAUGGCAGUAACUUUGUUACAAGUCUGUGCCUCAAUGAAGAUCACUAAACUCCCUGGCCAACCUCAAGUGAGUUUCCAACACUACUCAGGUUACAUCACAGUUGAUGAACUUAAGCACAGAUCUCUCUUUUACUACUUUGCUGAAGCUGAACUUGAUCCUUCUUCAAAACCUCUUGUUCUCUGGUUAAAUGGAGGACCUGGUUGCUCAUCUGUUGGAGUUGGAGCAUUCUCUGAAAAUGGUCCUUUUAGGCCAAGUGGUCAGAUUUUGGUCAGGAAUGAGUACAGUUGGAAUAAAGAUGCAAACAUGUUGUAUUUGGAGACACCAGCAGGAGUUGGUUUCUCUUAUUCCACUGAUUCUUCUUACUAUACUGGUGUCAAUGAUAAGAUGGCAGCAAGAGAUAAUCUAGUUUUUCUGCGUCGAUGGCUCACCCAAUUCCCGCAGUACAAAACCCGGGAUCUCUACAUUGCAGGAGAAAGCUAUGCAGGUCAUUAUGUUCCACAAUUAGCUCAACUCAUGGUACAAUUCAAUAUGAAGGAGAAGAUAUUCAAUCUGAAAGGAAUUGCUCUUGGAAAUCCAGUUCUUGAGUUCUCCACAGACUUCAAUUCGAGAGCAGAGUACUUCUGGUCUCAUGGAUUGAUUUCUGAUUCAACUUAUAAUCUCUUCACCUCUGCAUGCAAUUAUUCGAGAUAUGUUCACGAGUAUUACGGAGGAAUGCUUUCCUAUGUAUGUGCAAGUGUGAUGAACCAAGUGACAAAGGAAACAAGUAGAUUUGUCGAUAAAUACGAUGUCACUCUCGAUGUCUGUAUUUCUUCAGUACUUUCACAAUCUUUGGCACUGAAUCCUCAAAAAUUGACUACCCGGAUUGAUGUCUGCGUAGAAGAUGAGACAAUGAACUAUUUGAACCGAAAAGAUGUCCAAGAUGCACUUCAUGCAAAGCUUAAUGGAGUUACAGAAUGGACAGUAUGCAGCAGUGUUCUUCAGUAUGAGCUUCUCAACUUGGAAAUACCGACGAUAACCGUCGUAGGUUCUCUGAUCAAAUAUGGAAUCCCGGUCCUUGUUUACAGUGGGGAUCAAGACUCUGUCAUUCCUCUAACCGGUAGCCGGACAUUAGUAGACAAAUUGGCGAAAGAACUGGGACUGAACACAACAGUGCCUUACAGAGUUUGGUUUGAGGGACAACAGGUUGGUGGAUGGACACAAGUGUACGGCAAUAUCUUAUCAUUCGCAACGAUAAGAGGAGCAUCACAUGAAGCUCCAUUCUCGCAGCCGGAGAGGUCUCUUGUGCUGUUCCGAGCUUUUCUGCAAGGCAGACCACUGCCGGAAUCAUUCUAAUGAUCUGCACUUUUCUGCUCAUGUAAUUAAUUCGACGAAUUGCAUUGAUUGACACAAGAGUUUGUCAAAUAUAUUCCACCCAGCAAGUUGAUGAAAUUGUAUAAAAAGAAUGCAGGAAUGUGCAAGUUUUUUAUCAUGCAAACCAAUGAAAUUUUAUUUGUUCA